AUGCUCGAGCUCCUACUGCUAGGUGGCUUUAACGUCAAUGCGUGGACCAGAGAAGAUUGGCCUCCUCCUCUGGCCGACGCAUUAUUCGACCCGGAGCUUGUGAGAUGGCUCGUUGAACAUGGCGCGGACCCGAAAGCUCAAUGCAGAUACGACAUCACACCAUUGUCGAUCGCAGCUGGGUCGGCCUCGAGAGAAGUCGUCGAAUUGUUGUUCGAGCUGGGCGCCUUCGUGAAGCAUGGUCGACCGCUACACUGUGCCGUCAGAGCCGACCGUGGAGACGAUGUCGUGGAGCUCCUCUUGAGAAAAAGUGCCUCGCCGCACGCACUCAUGUUCCACGACCACCCGGUGUCGUUCUACCAGUUCGAAUGCCUCGGUCUGGGAACACCAUUACACGAGGCUGUCCGCCAGCGCAACGACAGGCUGGUACGGCUCCUUCUGAAUCACGGCGAGAAUCCGCAGAUCAGGAACAGUCUGGGAGGAUUGCCACAGGUCAAAAGGCUCCCUUUCAGCACUGCCCUCUGA
Fonsecaea pedrosoi CBS 271.37 is the source of this 522-nucleotide messenger RNA. RefSeq lists its product as uncharacterized. Lineage: Eukaryota; Fungi; Ascomycota; Eurotiomycetes; Chaetothyriales; Herpotrichiellaceae. The transcript is spliced from 2 exons. Gene Ontology annotation, molecular function: protein binding. The record is from RefSeq and is a predicted model, not a curated record. Bases 1 to 522 code for a protein of 173 amino acids.